AUGCCUUUCGGAUGGGGAGACUCUGAGCGGGCCUACGACCAGGUCUACCAGAACGACAACUUCGAGGAGAAUAAGAGCUCCUUUGGCCACGAGCUCGUGGCGGGCGGUGCCGCUUUCGCCGGUUUUAAGGCGUUUGAGGACCACCAGCGCAAGGAGGGCAAGCCUGUGUCCCACCAGUUCGCCAAGGAGCUGCUCGCCGGUUUCGCGGGUGCCGAGGUCGACAAGCUCGCCGAGACCAAGGGCGAGGACUGGUUCGACAGGGAGAAGGCCAAGCGCCAGGCCAAACAGAACGCUGAGCGCAUGUACGACGAGCACUACAUCGACAACCAGGGCGCGGAUCAGUACGACCCUAACCAGUACGGGGCCCCACAGCACUUCGAGCGCCGCGGCUGGUAG
Molecule: messenger RNA, 396 nt
Organism: Paraphaeosphaeria sporulosa
Lineage: Eukaryota; Fungi; Ascomycota; Dothideomycetes; Pleosporales; Didymosphaeriaceae
Exons: 2
Coding region: 1-396 (131 amino acids)
Source: RefSeq, a predicted model, not a curated record